Cotesia glomerata is the source of this 1118-nucleotide messenger RNA. RefSeq lists its product as uncharacterized. Bases 145 to 783 code for a protein of 212 amino acids. The transcript has 6 exons. The record is from RefSeq and is a predicted model, not a curated record. NCBI's taxonomy places the organism in Eukaryota, Metazoa, Arthropoda, Insecta, Hymenoptera, Braconidae.
UUUUGUAGUUCGUUUAAAUACUUUCGAAAAAAAUUUUUUUGAACAGAUGGAUCAAAAAGCAUUUAAUUAUGUGGACCGAUUGAUAACGUUGAUAAUGCUUUUGAUAAUGUUGUCAGUAAAAUAAAUUCAUAUGAUGAUAUAUUAAUGGAAUUGUGGAAUAAAUUUGGUUAUAAUUUGGCUAGAUAUUGUCCAAUAGUAUCAAAUAUUACAAAAAAUAUUACUUUAGAAAAGAAGGGAAUUAUUUUCGUCAAAUAUAAUCAACUUCAAAAUCUGAAGCGCUACAUCAAUGACUACAAAUUCUACAAUUCUUGUGGAAAACGAGCCCUAACGGAACAACUAUUCAAUAAUUUUUACCAACAAAUGGUUACUACGUAUCUCAAAGAGUAUGUCAUACGUUAUUAUCUAGAUGUCAUAAAUCGACAGCGUCCUAAGAAGAAUCUGAUACGGACCAAGAUGGAUGAAUUUAUCGUGAUAAAUAAAUUGCAGAAUCUUAUAAAAUCUUUUAAUGAAGAAUUACAGGGACCUUUACCCUACCUCUACAGAUGCGACCCACCAAAUUACGAUAACACUAAUGAAACAAAAUAUUACAAGUUGACUAGAAUGAUACAGGCUUCAAUAGUAAAAGAGAAAGAUCUAGAUAUCCAUAAAUCUUGCAGACACAAUUGCGAUAUAGACACUAUUAAAAAUUCUAUGAACUUAACGGUGUGUCAAGGAUAUCGUAGGUGUCAAUAUGUUGGCAAAAGUUUUGAGAUAUGUGAAAUGCAACAACGUAAUUAUUUAUAAUUUAGCCGGACAGUGAUCAAUCAGGACGAAAAUAUCAGUAGUUCAAAAAUAGCGAGGGAUUAUUCUAUGGUGAUAAUAUUACUGAAUGUAAAACGUCUGUUAAAACAGUAUCCAGUAUUCUGUCAUUAUCAAAUUUUUGUUCAUUUGAUUACUGUCUGUGUACCUGCGUAAAAAAAAAUUGUCGAGAGACGAUGAUGUAUUAUUUGUCAGUCUUCGAGAACAGCUUACUGAUAUCGAGAAAAAUAUGAUUGCCGUAGGUGUGAGGUUCAUGAAAAAAAAUAACAUGAUCCACGUGCAAAUUAAAGAAGCUGAAUUGAAACCUUUAGGAUUAACAG